Molecule: messenger RNA, 3411 nt
Organism: Drosophila montana
Lineage: Eukaryota; Metazoa; Arthropoda; Insecta; Diptera; Drosophilidae
Gene: Tsp96F
Product: Tetraspanin 96F
Exons: 5
Coding region: 321-1127 (268 amino acids)
Cellular component (GO): plasma membrane
Source: RefSeq, a predicted model, not a curated record
UUCAGACGCGAUUGAGAGAGCGCCGCUGCUGCUUCGAUGUACAAAUAAAAAUUUAAAUUAUUGCUAAAUGCAACGCGCUUAACGGAAAUAAAACGGAUUUUAAUGAUUUAAACUAAAAGUGUUUUUAACCGAUUUCGAAAAAUCGGGCGCCAACCGAAUUGUUUUAAAAAGUGUGCAAGUGCAACGAGUAGAGAAAUUGCAUUAAAGGCUGCAAGGGGCAAACGCAGCUUCUCAGUUUCAUACGGCAGGAAGUCAACGGUGGUGAAAAAGCCGUCAAAGUAAACGCAAACUGUGCGAAAAAAUUAAAUUAAAGCCAUAAAAUGGGUCUCAACGGGUGCUGUUCGUGUGUCAAAUAUUUGAUGGUCCUUAUAAACAUCUUAUUUUGGCUCAUCGGCCUGACCAUUGUGAUCACCUCGCUGUGGAUGCUAACGGAUCCCACGUUUAUGCUGUCGAUGACACAAUCGUAUAAUCAUUAUCAUAUAGCGCUCUAUGUCUUCCUGGCCAUUGGCAUACUGAUCACCCUGGGCGCAUUCUUUGGCUGCUUGGGCGUAUGUCGCGAGUCCCAGUGUCUGCUUGUCUCGUUCUUCUGUGUCAUACUCAUCGUGAUGGUGGCGCAAAUUGCAGCCGGUGCUUGGGCCUUCCACAACAAAGACAAACUGGAUGACAUUGUGCGUGCGGCGGUUAAAUCAUCUGUGCAGGAGGAGUACGGACAGUCGAGCAUGAGUUCGCGCACCGUGACCUUUGAUACGCUGCAAAAGAAUUUGAAGUGCUGCGGCGCAGAUGGACCCGGCGAUUGGGCCACGAGUCGUUUUAAUAAUGUGGAUCGCACCAAUAUAGUUGAUAUUGCCGUCUCUUCCAUGAAUGUGCUUUACAAUAUACCUGAAUCGUGUUGCAAAGAGGAUAUCAAGGAUAACGAGUGUGAAAAGUGGCGUAUCUUAAAAUUCGGAGGUCCCUUGAAUACGUACAUUUAUCAGCAGGGCUGCGUUGAUAAGCUGAUUGAGAUCAUUUACGAGAAUUGGGUUACCAUAUUUGCCAUUACCGCCGCUGUGAUACUGUUGGAGCUGCUGUCGCUGACCUUUGCCCUGAGCCUGUGCUGUGCGGUGAGGAAUCAGCACUACAAGGCCUGAGAAUUACAGAAUUCCCAUAGGGAAAUAACGGACGAUGAGAAGUACUAACAAACCAAAUGUAAACUAAAGCAUAAGCGUUACUAAAAACAACAACAAUUGGUGCGAAUGAAAUGCAUUUAGCACUGACAACAAUAGCAACAACAACGGCAACAACAGCUGUAGCGGGCUACAUUUGAAGGCUGUCAGUCCUUGCGAAUACUUUAAAACACUUUUGUAGUACUUUAACAAACAACUGAGCAAUUGUGGAAGAUUUGAAAUCGACAAAGAGUUAAAGAAAUUGAAAUGGCGCAUGAGGUUGCAGUGACCUUAAAAGCCAUUUAAUAAAUAUACGCAAUUAAUGAAAGAAAUAAGAAAUUGAAUGAACUUUAUAUGAACUUGAUACGCAGCAACUUUUCUAAAAUAUUUCUACAUAAACAAACAGAAAACAAAUCACAUUUUAUAUUAGCAACAAACAUAACUCUAUACACAGCAGUAAACACCUAAAUAUUAGAAAAGUCCGACCGCGUAAGGCAAAAAGUUUCAAAUUAAAAAAAAAAAUAAAAACGUUUUAUGAAUACAUAAAUAUAGUAAGACACUCGUACUAUAUAGAAAUCAUACAUUAGCAAUUUAAGCACAACAGUAAAACUUAUUUGCCAAAAACACGGAAUUAUAAAUGCAAUCAUAGCUCUUUUUUUUUCAACCUUAAUGUUCGUAAAACACUCUUGACUCGUACGCAUUAUUUGGUAAGAAUCAAUCUAAUGAGCAUUCCACAAGUGACAAAUGAUUAAAUGCCCACACAGUUUAGUUCUGAUUCGGCGUUGCCAUCCAAAGAUCCAAGCCCAAAAACUCUUAUCAUUUCUCUUGUGUGAAAUCAUGUGCUAAAGGAAUAAGUAAUUAUUAAAUGAAAUUCGUUGAGCUUCGCGAAAUUAAAUGCCAAAUAUUUUAUCUAUUUACAAAAUUUGUUUUUAACUCGAAUGUUAACUGACAGCGCACUGUUAACUAAUUAACAUUUGUAGCCGAUGUUGGCGCGCUGUAGUUCAAGCACUGUUGAAUAUGCUGUUAAUUAGCAGCUCUCUGUACAAUACCCUGCCAUUUAUUAAAUACGCUCGAAACAACAUUUACUCACACACACAUACAUUUACGCGCACACGAAUACACAUACUAAUAAGUUUUCGAAUCAAAAUAUUAUUUAUUAUUAAUUAAUCAAAGUACAAUUAAUAUGUAACUUAAACAAACAUUAAUGAAAGUACAUCAUGAAUUUAUUUUUACUAGCUGUACGAAACGUAUUUUUUAUAUUUUGUAUACUUAUUACACUCGAAACCCCAUAUAAACUCAUACAAAUAUACAUGCAUCUACACACACAGCCACAUAUAUAUAUUCUUACAUAUACAUACAUAUAUAUAUAUUCAUAUAUAUAUAUAUAUAUAUAUAUAUAUAUAUUUUAACCAUGUAUUUUUAUUUCUCAUACAUGCGAAACUAAACGAAUUUUGUAUUUUUAUUGUUGUUAUAUGAAUUUUGUUGUUAGUUAAACGUAGCUGAGCGUCAUACUUUGUACCCUUCACAACGUUUAAAUAAAUCAAAUCUACAACCAAUCCAAUGACAAAAUUAAAUUAAAUUUACAUUACUUUACAAAUAAACCUAAAUAAAUAAAUAUAUAUUUAAAUUUACACAUACAAAAAAAAAGUAAACAUUUAUUUACAUUUUAUAGUAGUUAAGCCAAUUUUUGAUUUAGUGAACUAAAAAUGUUCGUGCAAAUGGAGUUAAAUUUGAAAAAAUGUAGCCUAAGUGAACAAUUUCACACACAACACAACAUACAUAUAUGUAUAACAAAUCCAAGUAACAAAAUUAAUGCGUUCAAAUUGUAGCAAAACAUUUUUAUAAACAAAUAUAUAUAGAAAUUUAAUGAACCACUCAAGUAAAACGAUUUAACACAUAACAUAAAUGUCAUAAAAACCUCAAGCUCAUAAACCAUUAAGAAUCAAAAUCAAUACAUCAAAAUACAUAAAUCAUAUUGCAUUAAUCAAAUUCGAAUGCUGGCAAUGUAAAGCCCAUUUGGAAUGUCUUCAGUCACAACCAAAUAUUGUUGCUUUAUAUCUGAGCACAAAAUAGCAAUGGAAGCAAUAUUUAGAAGUCCAUAGAAAUAUGGAUGCUCAAAAAUCGCAAUAAAUUAUUAAGUAUAGAUAUUCACAGCCAGAUGCAUAAUUGCAGAAUUCAAAACAUGAAUAUAAUACAUUCAAAAGAAUGUAUUUAAGCAGUGACAUAUUAUUGAUAUUUCAAAACUAAAUAAACAUCUAUUUAACAAAUA